Molecule: messenger RNA, 861 nt
Organism: Trichoderma atroviride IMI 206040
Lineage: Eukaryota; Fungi; Ascomycota; Sordariomycetes; Hypocreales; Hypocreaceae
Molecular function (GO): epoxide hydrolase activity
Source: RefSeq, a predicted model, not a curated record
AUGGCUGCAACACAGAAUAUUCGCAUCGCACUUCCAAAGAGUGGCGUAAAUGUGUUUUAUCGCGAGCAGAGUCCUGCAAACCCUUCCAAAACGCUUCUGCUUCUCCAUGGCUUCCCGUCGUCCUCACACCAGUAUCGCGACAUCAUUCCUUUGCUCGCUACAAAGUACCGCGUCAUUGCCCCGGAUCUGCCCGGCUUUGGAUUCACAGAGACUCCCGAAGGCUUCAAAUUCACGUUUGACUCCCUUACAGACGUUGUCGCAGAAUUUUUAGACUCUCUUUCCAUCUCCAAAUUCGCAGUCUACGUCUUUGACUAUGGAGCUCCAGUUGGCCUCCGUCUGGCACUACGCAACCCAGAAUCGGUGCAAGGAAUCAUCACCCAAAACGGAAAUGCCUAUGUAGAAGGCUUUGGUGAUGUCUGGGCGCCAAUUAAGGAUUUUUGGGCUAGCGAGAAUACCGCAGAUGAUCGUUCCAAGAUCGCGGGCGCCAUGUUGAAUUUCGAUAUCACCAAGUUUCAAUAUGAGAAUGGCACUCCGGACGUGAAAACGAUUGCACCAGAGACUUAUACGCUGGACUAUACUCUGAUGCAGCGCCCGGGGAGAACAGACGCGCAACUUGACCUUUUCAUGGAUUACCAAAACAACGUUCCUUUAUACGAGAAGUUUCAGGAAUAUUUCCGAAACUCUCAGGUGCCUCUUUUGGCCAUCUGGGGACAAAACGAUGUAUUCUUCAUCCCAGCUGGAGCUCAUGCGUUUAAAAAGGAUCUGCCCAAUGCAACCAUCAAGCUCAUCGAUGCCGGCCAUUUUGCGGUGGAGAGCGACGGAGCACUGAUCGCGAAGGAGGUGGCGCAAUUUCUUGGCUAA